Molecule: messenger RNA, 1152 nt
Organism: Penicillium manginii
Lineage: Eukaryota; Fungi; Ascomycota; Eurotiomycetes; Eurotiales; Aspergillaceae
Exons: 6
Coding region: 1-1152 (383 amino acids)
Source: RefSeq, a predicted model, not a curated record
AUGGAUGAUCACGGCUUGGAGGAUAUUGCUCGACAGCUCUCGGACCUUGAAGUGGCCCUUUUUCUGUGUCUAGCCAGUCGCGAGCAUUGUCUGAUCGAGACCACGGGGAAUUGUCUCAACGAUCUUGCAAAAGAGUUGGUUUUAAUAGCUUCCAACACAUUUGAACUAUCAUCCUGCAUUGUUGAUUGUACCCCCGCAACCUCCAUUGGGGAACUUUACAAUGAUAUUCUCACUGCAGACGCGCGCAGGAACCAAGAGAGGCCAUCAUACUUUCGAAUGAAAACAGAAUCGUCUAGUAAUCUCUCAUCAUACAUGGGCCGUCGUGAUCGAAACAAAUCGCCAGUCCCAAAUACCCCCUUACGGGAAACAAACGUGGUGAACGUGGUCAUCGCAAAAAACUUCAAUAUAGUGGAGGAUGAUGUCCAGGUUCAGACAUUGCAGUUGAUGCGGACGAGGAAGCUAGUCACCGAGAUGGGAACUCUCAGUGCACCAGAAAGCUUCCUCUUUAUACCACUGGUAGCCCGAGAAUCUGAUCAGCUCAAGCCCGCUUUACAGACACAUCUCGUGAGCCUCCUCCUCCCCGUCGAGCCAAUCCCAUGGUCUCGUUCUAAUACAAGAUCACAGACCGAACACCUUUUGGUUUCACACUUCCAUGCUCCCGAAGAUGGAUUUGUGUUCCUGGAAGAAGGCGAAUGGUAUUCUGACGGCCAACUCUCCGUGUCCUCCGUUGUUCAUAAUCCAAUACUGGCCAAGAGGAAACGUACCACAGUCAAUGCUACACAAAUCGACUAUCUUCGAGAAGCGAGUGAAUCAGUCACCACGAGUGCGGAGGUCGUCCGAUAUAUCCAGGAUAUAGUUGUCUUUCUGCGCCUCAGCCGUGCUGUUGCCGGCGGCGUCUCUGCAAAAGCAAAUAACCAAUUCGCUCGGUUUGCACAAUUUCUGGCUCCGGUCCACGGUAUUGAUUACCUCACGCCAUCGAUUGUGGCACUGGCCGCGAGGAAGGUCUUCCGCCAUCGAAUCAUCGUCGCAAACCCAGAGGACGAUCGCAGUCUCCAAUACGGCAGUGAGCUGGGAGCUGUAUCUCAUGUUUUAAUGGAUGUGACUCCGGACUCCAUCUUGGACGGCGUUCUGGCCCUAGAGCCACCGAUAUGA